Molecule: messenger RNA, 7016 nt
Organism: Strongylocentrotus purpuratus (purple sea urchin)
Lineage: Eukaryota; Metazoa; Echinodermata; Echinoidea; Camarodonta; Strongylocentrotidae
Exons: 10
Coding region: 1781-4372 (863 amino acids)
Molecular function (GO): protein binding
Source: RefSeq, a predicted model, not a curated record
AUCGACCAGGCGUGGAACCCUCGUCCUUUCUCCUCCCCGUCGAGAAGCCACAACUCAGUCGACCAUGUAGACACCAAUCGAUAUGGCCCCACGUCAUUGAUCAUUACCUAGCUGAUCAAACCGACUACUUGACGAAGUCACCACAAGGCCAAACCCUGCAACAGUGAGCAGACGGAAUUGCAUGUGUAUUCCCUACUUUUGUCAUGUGGUAGUAUUUUUUUCCUUCAGCUUUACUUUUUCAUGCCUGGUUAAUUCAACUCCUGCGCUUUACUUUGUUGACGAGUUAACCAUUCACCAGUUUUCCCAGGCAAUAUGUACACGAUGCGAAGUAACAGUAUUAGUGAAGCAGGCAGCGCGUUAUCAUAAUGCUCUUCAUAUUGAUAAAUGAUACAUCAAUGCGGCAGUUGUCGAAUCGCCCCGGGCUGGCUCGGUAUGAAUAGUUAUUAUUUUAUUCAUUUAUUCAACAAGCUCGACUCAUCGUAACAGCACUUGUAAAGCACGCAGCAUGUGUACACUUGGAGAGAGAUAAUCGACUCGCUCUACAUGGUUUUCAGUUAAAAGUGCAGGAUUCAGUAACUUAUCCAAACUCCGUAUGAGGAUCAUCAUUAAUUUCUUCUUCUUCUCCGAUGUUAGAGGAUAGUUGAGAUAAAGCAACUUAGCUGUAGGAGCUUACCUUCAUUUAAGGAAAAAGCCAUACAUCCUCGUUUCGAUUUAUUAGACUUUGGAAAGUGAUUUUAAAACCCCUGGAUUUUUGUCUUCAGCAAGUUUUAUCGUCCAGUUACAUUUGUUGAUAUCUGUUGCGUUAACUCGAGAUACAAUACACUAAGGUGUACUAAACGAACAUUAGCUGAGGCAAAAAAAAGAUUUAAUGUUCAUUUGGAGCAGUUUCGACAUCUAGUUAUAAACCAAACAUGAACACGGUUGGACCAGCUUGAAGAUUGCAGCGUAAGAAAGAGAGAAAAGCAAGAGAACAUCCCAACAUUUUAGCGGUGUUGAUCUAAGCUCUUUUAACUGUGCGACAGAGUACUCACCUUCCUUUUCAUCUUUCAAAAACAAUAACAACCGCGUUCCCAUACUUCUUUUUGGUAUCAUUGAAGUGGACAAAAAGUACCUUGGAAACAUUAAACAUGCGUGCAUGUGCAUGAUAAUGGAAGCCUAAGGAAUUGGACCAAUAUUGGACAGGCAAUCUACCCCUGUGGUCGUUUUAUUGAUUAUGUUGUGUUUAGGUUUUCAAACGAGGUAAUGGUGAAGACAUGUACCACAUAACAACCCUCUUCGUAAAGUACUUGAUGCCUCAAGGCCCGUCUGACGGUUUUUUUUAUCCAUGAUUUAACGUCAUUGUAUAGGGAUUCACCAUCAGACUGACAAUUCGAAAGUGGAAGGAGAGAAAGUAGAACCCGAGCGAAGCCAUUUAGCCACCUGAAUGUUGUGUUAGCCUUCGUUAUGUUCAGUGUAUAAAUUAUGCAUUGAAUGCGCUGUUAGCACAGGAAGCAAAAGCAGCCAACGAGUUAUUCUGAUCAUCAUAACCUGACUUGCAAGAUCAAUCUUGUCUUAAUUGCGGAGGCGGUCAGCCGAGUGUUUUUAAAGUCUAGGGGAUGACGAUAUAAUUUCGUGUCUGUUGAUGACCAUGAUCCUUCAUUCUUCAUAUCACGUAUAAACCUUGAUAAAAUCAAAAUGCAGUUAGUAGUGAGAUGCACGUAGAUAACACCGGGACACCUGUGCUGAUUCGCUUAUCACCCAAGAAACGAAGCCUGUGACAUCUUAAGAUCAUUCUUGCUUUAUGGUAUUUCGUCUUCAAGAAUUAUAUUUCAAGAUGGAAAUGUUGAUGUCAUUAAUCACCGUAGUCUCCAUCUUAUCAAUGGUCCCUGCCUCUGAAUCUGCGUGUGUGUACCUCCAAGGCACUUUAUCAUGUCUGGAUUUCAACUGCAGCAUGUCGUGGGAUGCCGUUGCUAACACCGAACCAGGUAGUCAGGUGAUCUACUCGCUCCACUAUGCUAAAAAAUUCACUGCUCAUGACGUUGUACAGCAUUGGGAGCCGAUAGAAGAAUGUGCCAACGUGUCCACUACUUCCUGUAGCGUGAGGGCGCUGUUCAAAGACGAUGAUGAUUUCAGAGGAUUCAAAAGAUUCCGUAUUGACUAUAUCACUAAUGGCACGGAGAAGUGUCGAGGCAGAAAAUUUCAAAGAGAUCCACUCAAAUCAGUGAUAUUGAGUGCCCCGCCAAUCACUCACAUGGAGGUGACGUCUGAAGAGCUUUCUUUCCGACUGAUAUACCCAACGGACAACCACUAUCCCGGGCUCGAUCUACAGCUCCUCAGGCAAUUCGUCAAUCAUAAAUACCAAGUCAGCGUCAGGGAAUUCGACACCAACAUCACAAUACGGAACUACGCCAUAAAGCACGAUCUGUCUAGGAUACAGAGGAUAUACGACCUUGUCCCUGCAACUCGUUACAUCAUCCGAGUAAGAUCUGCCGUCUAUCCCCCCACCGUCUGGGGUCCUGCUACAUCCAAGGAGCUUGUACGAACACUCGAAAAACCUCCGUCGAUGGGACCAAGUGAUCUGGAGCUCGUUGACAGUGAUUUUUCAUGCGCUGAACCUGACCAAAGAGGGAUUGUGAUUAAGUGGAAGGCUGUAGAUGAAGAGCAUUGGAAUGGAGAUCUACUCUUCUACGAGGUGCGGGCUAUACUAUGGGAAUCCCGAGAUAUCUUUAUCAGCAGCACUAUAAAUACAUCAUCCACUACGGUGUCUUUGAAAGGUCUGAGUAGAUGGGAAGAUUACGAUGUGGUGGUUUUUGCAAACAAUUCUGCUGGAGGAACGAGGAACAUCGUCCCUCUGCAGUUGAAAAGGCAUAUUGUCGACGAGCGAGGAUCUCAACCCCGCUUAGUCUCCGUCUCUGCAGACCAAGAUGAUAAGACCGUCAUAGAGUGGCAGCCUCCUACGCACUACCCAGACUGCAUCAUGGGAUAUCGUAUCACGUGGACUGAUGACCAGGAAAGGGAAUAUCACGUGAUCGAAUCGGAGAACACCUGGUUGGAUGUUGAAGGUCACGUGAUGAAAGUUCAAGUGACGCCAUUAUUGAGGAAGGAUUAUGGGAUGAACCAGAACGGAAUAGCUCUGAUUUAUUCAAACGAUAUCCAUCAAAGCGGUUCUGGUUUCAAUCUAUGGUUUCUUCUUCUUGUCGGAGUGGUGGUUCUCAUUCUGGUCGUCACUGUCCUCCUCAUAGCUAAAUGGAAGUACAUCAAAUUGCGAUGGCUGAAGCCCCAAUUCAAGGAUAGCUUCAAUCUUGAACACAACAAAGUCUUGAAACCAGCUUUUGAUCGUCAGGUGUCGUAUGAGCCAUGUCUUCGCCAUGAGAAGGAGAUCUUUGAUGCCCCCUCACCAGGUGUUCACAGCCCACAUGAACUUCCGCCCUGGAGUCCUAGCUUCGUCCCAAGCCCAAGAUACGAACAUGAGAUUCCUUUGAUGACGUCAUUACUUCAACAAGGCUUGACCAUGGUCGAUGAUAUCGAUGAAAUUGACCUCGCUCAGGUGACGCAUGAUUACUUAGCGGAAGGUAAUUCUAACUCCAAACAUCCGGGUAGUGAGAUCAGCUCCAAGUCGGAUUCUGCUAUUGAUACCAUGUCCUCUAGUGAUGUUGAGGACGGGGAUAUUUCACCACCGUUGUCAUCGUCUGGCGAUAUGUACAUAGCUCACGACAAUCUACAGGAACAUCUGCAAGCUAAUGAUCCUAUCAACGAUUAUACCCAGACUGGUGUAAGCGGAUACGUUCCUCUCAGUUCCUAUCUAGAUUCGCCAACCGGAAGUGAUAGGAAGGUUGCAAGCAACUCUCAUGAUGCGUCUUCGUCUGAUGAUUACGUUACAGAGAACAUUGGUAAUUAUACAGUGGCAGGAGUAAGUGAUAGUCCCUCGUUGCACGAUUCACCAACAUCCUUUGGCGACAGCGUUAAGAAGGACAAUGCAGGUUUCGAUCAAACCUCAGGUGUGCCACAGAACAAGCAUGAACCAGGAGACAAAAGGAAAGUUCCUUGCCACCCGUCUGGUUUUCCUGGAAAAGCGCAGAAAUGCGUGUCUCCUUACGUACCCCACUCUGAAGUCAUGCAGUCCUCGUCGUCGUGCUCUGACAGAAGUGGUGAAGACAUUGCUCACUACUCCAAGCAGACCAUAGCUCCAAACCACCCCAUAAACAAUCAAAAGCAAACACAUCCGGAUCAAGGAAACGCACUAAAAUAUGACAAACAAGACCUGGGAAAGCAGACUAAGCAUGAUAGCGCGCCCUCUAUGCCUGGUCUCACAAAGUCGCAGGAUGAAGAAAAGGUAAAAAGCCUGCAGAGAGAGCGAGCUCAUGGGUUAUCAAUGUCGGAGGAAAUUGUUUAAAUUGUUCGUUCUGAAUUCCUAUAUGGAGAAACACUUUAAAUAUUUGCUCUGCAAUGAAAGGAAGGAGUCCUGCCAUGAACAGAGUACUGCAAGUGGAGGUCAUGAACCUUGGGCAUAAUGGAGACCCAAGUUAUUUCUUUAUCCCGACGGCUAUUCUGUGGUAUGAAUACGGGUGUCUGAUUUUACAUGCUAUCUCUGAUUUGAUAUUAUCUUAAUGAUAACCUUGACACAUGAAUUGUAAACACAUUACAAUUAAUCAAAGUGUCAAUCAAUAUAUCAAGGCUAUAAGUAAAACAGUUCAAUAUACCCUCCAGUUUUGCUACACCAAUGGCAAUGUCACUGGACCAACUCUAGAGAUUUUCCAACAUAAAAGAGGAAGAUAAAAACUGCAUUUAGAUAAAUACGGUGACAAAUGGGAUUGGGGUCCAACGUCCCCUCUUUUUUUUUUAUCAACGUCCGUGCCUUUCGUGUCCAUACUUAUAACGUAAAGUAUAACAUGAUGCAUAAACUGCCUAUAGGCCGCAUUUAAGGCUUAAUCAUUGCCCUAGGUAUGAUGCAGAUAUACAGAAAAGAAGUUUGUGCCUUAUAAAACGGUGCCGUUAGAAUGCAAGUGUGUGGUAAUUUAAUGUGUUUUCGUUGUAAGUAUGCGAUUCGAGACAUUUAAACGUGCUUGCAGGUCGGCAAGAGUCAAACUUCUGUUUAGAGGCAAUUUAAUUUGAUUUUUUGUUUUGCUUUCUCAUUUUCUUCUACGUUUAGUUAUUCCACUGUUAGAUCAAGCGAACUCCUUGAUGCCCCCUCUCUUGUAUAUGAUUUUCUACCCAUACUUCAUUUCCACUUAAUCCAUAGGUAACCUAGAACACGAAUUUAUAGUGUAUUGUAAUUCUUAUGAAGCCCUCGGACCUUUUCUACCACUUGGGGUACUGUCAUGUAAUUUCAACGACUUUUAAAUUAGUGCCUUGCCAUUAUGCUUCGACAGUGCAUGAAGAUGAAUAAAAUGUCCUGAGACUUAAACGCUCUUGAAAAAUUUCUUUAAUUUAAUCUUUCAUAGAAUUGAUAUAGAAAGUUUUUUUUUUCAUUGUAAAUAAUUUAUGUAUUCCUUCUCAGAAAUGUGUGUCAUGGCCAGUACUAGAUAAUAAUUAUUGAAAACAAAUCGACACAUACGUUACCUCAGCGAAUGCUUAAUGCAGUUGUAUCCUUUGGGUUAUAUAGAAUAAAUAAUAUAUCAUACGAACAUUACUUGACUACCUAGGAAGCGGAAAAGAAAUGGUUAUAAGUAUAUUAUUAUUCAAAUGAAAGAUUACCUGUGUAUUCGUGUUUGAAUGAAAUAUUUCUAACAGUUCCUGCGUAUCAUGUAUUAAUUAAGACUGAUGAUUAUUUACAUUUUAAGAAAUCACCAGGAGGGGUACAUCUUUUGAAUUGAAAGUUUAUUUAAACAACGUGUUUUUCACACCAUGCAAAACUACUCAGAACCCUACACAGGAAGCAUGGCAUGAACAAAUAUAUGGUUUGUGAAACAAACAUAUUAGUUAAACCUCAAAAUGGGACAUCAUUUGAUUUUAUAGUCAGAUUGUCUAUGUGCAUUCGAUUCGAGACCUCUAAAAUAUUUUCUGUGAAGUUAAAUGUAUAGCUUCUUUGCUACUCUCAGGUAAAUAUGUUGAAUUCGAUUGCAUUCUCAUUUUUUAUACAAAGCAGGGAUUCCGAUGUGUUAAAAGUGUACAUUUUAUUAAAACGAAAUUCUUAGAAGGUAUACAAAUCACAGCUUAAAUGUUUAAUACUAAAUGUCGCGUAAGAUAUCUACUGUAAAUAGCUAUACUUGAACUAACGUGUAUUUACAACCGUUCUUUAGGGUGUGGUGUAGUGAAUUCAUGCGGAAGAUGCAUUUUCUUUUGGAAGUUCGAACAUCAUUUUGAUUUUUUUUUUUUUUUUUUACUGAGCUGCUCCUUGGACCAAAAACACAUUUUCUGCCAUUUUAUAAAAGCUGCAAACUGAUAUUUGUAGGAUGGAUAUACUUUUUACCAAAAUAUAUUUUAGGUCCGCUGCGGUAUCAAUGCAAAUGAAUUUAUUUGAUAGAAUUAGAAAAUGAUAAAUGACAUGAAGUUUUAGCAGCUGAUGAUGUGUACAAAUUCCUUUCGGAUAUAAUGUGUCGUGUCUUAAUUUUUUGUACUUCGAGUUUCGUCUAGUAUCUGUUGUGGUAUGUACAUAAAUAUGUAACUACAAUUUUAUUCUUUAUAUAAAAAGAUAUCUAUAUUAUAUUGACAGUUAGUUUUCAGUAGUAUUCAUCGACAAAAGUGAAACUUGUAUGCAUCAAGUCGAGCUGAAAAUGCGACACACGGACCUAGGCAAUUUAACUGCCUAUUCAUGUAUUCAUAUUUAUACAAUGGAAGAGGUUCAGGGGAAAAAUCUUUAAAAACACAAUUAUCUAUAUGGAAAUAAGUAUAUUAUAUGUUGUAUAUAAUACAAUUAUUUUCAGUUCAUUCUAAAACAAUGUAUUGUAAAUACUUGUCCUAGAAUAAGAUUAUACGAAAUGUGCAAUUUCUAGAUUUGGAAAGAGCCAUAUGAUGUUGAUAUAAAUUAUGAGAUAGGGUGAUUCAUUAAUUGAAUAUAUUAGGUAAACUUCACAUAAUAAAGGAUUACUAAAAAGUAA